This is a messenger RNA of Ricinus communis (castor bean), 4778 nucleotides long. RefSeq names its product protein STICHEL. The coding region runs from base 671 to 4513 and encodes 1280 amino acids. Gene Ontology annotation, molecular function: DNA-directed DNA polymerase activity; ATP binding; DNA binding. NCBI's taxonomy places the organism in Eukaryota, Viridiplantae, Streptophyta, Magnoliopsida, Malpighiales, Euphorbiaceae. Gene Ontology annotation, cellular component: nucleus; DNA replication factor C complex; DNA polymerase III complex. Gene Ontology annotation, biological process: DNA-templated DNA replication; DNA repair. The transcript is spliced from 6 exons. The record is from RefSeq and is a predicted model, not a curated record.
CUUCUGUAUGUUGUUUUGUUUUGGUUAUUUUCAUUUUGGAUAUCCAAAACCAAGGAAAAAGAAAUGAAAUUUAUUUUAUUCCACUCUCUCCAAUGAAAACACAAAAGAUUCAACAUUCAAGAUUUCAUUUGGGGCGCGAAAUCGAAACCCUAAUAGCAGUAGAGUAGCAGUGCUUAGACAGUGAUAGAAAUUUAAAAAAAAAAAGAAAUAAUAAAAGGAAUCACAUUUCAUAUGAUAUCAUAAGCAUAUCCCAAUUCAUAUCAUUUUAUUAUCCAAGCCCCACUCUCCGUAAUCUGUAUUCUACUGAUUCAAAACUGUCAAAAUCUUGUCAGAUCCCUUCUUCAUUGUCUCCAUUUUCUACACCACUUACUACUACUGCCAUUGCUAUCACACCCGUUAAUCAUUAAUGCUUCUGUUGAUAUAAAUUUUUUAACAAAUGAAAUGCCUGUCCAUCUACAAAUGAAAUGAAAAAAUGGGUUCUGCUCUAAAUAUGGUUUUCUUGGUGGGGUUUUCAGUUCUUGAUCACGAACUGAUUUUCUUUUUGUUAUAAAAAAUGUUUUUUGGGUGGGUUUUUCACCGUCAAAGUGCCUCUUGAUCAAACAGUAACUUUUUGGGGUGAAGAUUCUAAAAGAAUAGAAGAGGAAGAAGAAGAAGAAGAAGAAGCAGAAAGAUGUCAGAAAUGAGAGUUUCUGAUCCAAGUAGACUCCAUUUGAAGAAGGAGCUUACUCAAAUCAGAAAAGCAGCAAGGGUUUUGCGUGAUCCAGGAACUACUUCUUCUUGGAAGUCACCAAUUAGUUCCUCUAGAUCUGCAGCAGCUGCAACUCUAGCUGCUGCUGCUGCUGCUUCUACUUCUGCCUGGAAACAGUUUGAUAAUGAGAAUGUAAUCCCAAAUGGCCAUAAUAGUAACUCCCAUAUGGAUUCUUAUUUUAGGAAUAAUGGGAAAGAGAAAAGAGUGUUCUUGUAUAAUUGGAAGACUCAAAAAUCCUCCAGUGAAAAGAGUGCAAUUGCUAGAAAUGAUCUUGAUGAAGAUUAUGAGUCUCGUUCCGUUCAAGACAGUGUUGAUGAUAGCUUGAGUGAUGCAAGGAAUGCUGCUGAUUCCAAGAGUGAUACUUACUUGGGUGACAGCAGGUCUUCUUCAAUGAUUUUCAGGUGUAGAGAUGCCAAUCUUGUAUCUCCAUCAAUGAGAAGAGCAAUGGGGAUCAAGAAAAAAAGUAAGAAAACUGAUACCCAUUUGGAUAUUUUGUCUAGAUAUCAACAAAAAGAAAUUAAUUUGAGAAGAUUGCUCAAGAGUCAUCCUUCAAUUGCUUUAGGUUUAGGAAGGGAAGAUUCUGUUGAGCAGUCUGAUGAUACUGAAGAUUAUAGUAAUUCUGAGGAUCUAAGAAAGAUUUCUGGUGCAUCUCCAUUAUUAAUAAAACUAAAGCAUAAACGUUGGUCUCAUUCUCCAUCUAAAUUGUUGAGAAUAAGUCGAAAAGAAGACUCUUCUUACACCUAUAGCACACCUGCAUUGUCCACUAGUUCCUAUAAUAGGUACUGUAAUCAUAACCCGAGUACUGUUGGGUCUUGGGAUGGCACCACAGCCUCAGUGAAUGAUGGGGAUGAUGAGGUGGAUGACCACUUGGAUUUACCGGGUCGCCAGGGAUGUGGUAUCCCUUGCUAUUGGUCUAAAAGAACUCCGAGACACAGAGGGGUAUGUGGAAGUUGUUGCUCUCCUUCCCUCUCAGAUACUAUACAGAGGAAAGGGACUAGCAUGCUGUGUGGUAGGCAGUCAAUGUAUCAUAGGCGUUGGCAUUCUUCAUCAGUUUAUAAUAAGAGAAGAAUUUCUUCCAGAAGUGCCCAAGGACUUCUUCCUUUGCUUGCAAAUAGCGAUGGCAGAGGAGGGUCAUCUAUUGGAACUGGGAAUAGUGAUGAUGAGCUCUCCACUAACUUUGGAGAGCUUGAUUUAGAGGCCUUGAGUAGAUUGGAUGGAAGGAGGUGGUCUAGUUGUAGGAGCCAAGAUGGGUUAGAGAUUGUAGCUCUAAAUGGUGAUGGUGAAGAGGAAGGUACUCCUGAAAAUAUUAGAAGUUUAAGCCAGAAAUACAAGCCACUCUUCUUUGGUGAAGUGAUUGGACAGAACAUUGUGGUUCAGUCUCUUAUUAAUGCUAUCUCCAGAGGGAGGAUUGCUCCAGUUUAUCUUUUCCAAGGGCCCCGUGGGACUGGAAAAACAUCAACAGCCAGGAUUUUUGCUUCUGCUUUAAAUUGUAUAUCUACAGAAGAAACAAAACCUUGUGGAUACUGCAGGGAUUGUUCUGAUUUCAUUUCUGGUAAGGCCAGAGACCUUUGGGAAGUUGAUGGCACCAACAAGAAGGGAAUUGAUAAAGUUAGGCAUCUCUUGAAGAAGGUUUCACAAUGGCCCCCAACAGGAUCUUCUCGUUAUAAGGUUUUUCUUAUUGAUGAAUGCCACUUGUUGCCUUCUAAGAUGUGGCUGGCAUUUCUUAAAUUUCUUGAAGAACCACCACAACGAGUUGUGUUCAUAUUUAUAACAACUGAUCCUGACAAUGUGCCGCGAACUGUACAAUCACGGUGCCAGAAAUACCUAUUUAACAAAAUUAAGGAUGGGGAUAUUGUGGCUAGAUUGAGGAAAGUUUCUUCAGAAGAAAAUCUGGAUGUUGAAUUGGAUGCUUUGGAUUUGAUUGCUUUAAAUGCAGAUGGCUCACUUCGAGAUGCGGAAACUAUGUUAGAUCAAUUGAGUUUGUUAGGAAAGAGGAUAACUACAUCUCUUGUAAAUGAGCUUGUGGGUGUUGUCCCAGACGAGAAAUUACUGGAACUUUUGGAGCUGUCAAUGUCUUCAGACACUGCAGAAACAGUGAAAAGAGCCAGGGAUUUGUUGCACUCUGGUGUUGAUCCAUUAGUUUUGAUGUCUCAACUUGCGAGCCUCAUUAUGGAUAUCAUUGCUGGAACUCACAAUGUUGCUGAUGCCAAAUAUAGCAUAUCGUUGUUUGGUGGGCGGAGCUUGACUGAAGCAGAAUUGGAGAGAUUAAAGCAUGCUUUAAAGCUUCUUUCAGAGGCUGAGAAGCAGCUAAGAGUUUCAAGUGACCGCUCAACAUGGUUCACAGCUACUCUUUUACAGCUCGGUUCAGUGCCUUCACCAGAUCUUACUCAGUCAAGCAGCAGUAGGAGACAGAGUUCUAGGACAACAGAGGAGGAUCCUUCAAGUGCGUCAAGAGAAGUUACUGUUUACAAGCAGAAGUCAGAUGCUCAGUAUUUGUCUCGUAGAUCAAGUUCACCUGCUUCCUUGUAUAAAGCAAUAAAUGGAAAGUCCAGCCAUCGAGGAGAAUUUGGUUUCAAUUCUAAGCUCCGUCCUAGUCACUCAAUCGACAGCUGUAUGUCGUCAGCUUCACGUGAUGAUGAACUGGUUGAAAGUAUGCCUCUUAGAUACAGAAAUGCAGAAAAAUUGGACCGUAUCUGGGAAAAGUGUAUUGCAAAUUGUCACUCAAAUACGCUCAGGCAGCUUUUACAUACUCAUGGAAAGCUUUUCUCCUUAUCUGAAGUUGAAGGUGCUUUGGUUGUAUAUGUUGCCUUUGGAGAUGAAGAUAUUAAAGCCAGAGCUGAAAGGUUUAUGAGCAGCAUCACAAAUUCUAUUGAAAUGGUUCUGAGAUGCAAUGUAGAGGUGAGAAUUAUUUUUGUGCCAGAUGGUGAGGAUUCUAUGAAUUGUGUAAACCAAAGUGAGUUACAAAUUCAGAAGCAGGUAGAAGCAACCAUGGCAAUUGAGCAGGAAAAAAAAGCAAAUUGUGUGAACCCAGUAAAUGGUUACUCUGAUGCUCAACAGGAGUCAAGAAAAUUAUCGAGAGGAAGCUUUAAUGAUUUGGAUAGCAAGCUGAAAGGAGGAUCAGGAGAUUAUUUGAAGUCCUUGACACUGCUGGAUAGUAGUUUUCAAUCUACGUCUCUAUCUGCAGAGUUACUUCCAGAAGCCAAUACUGAAAGCGAUGGGGUGAAAGAAACAGGGCAGGAAUUACCAAUGCAGAGAAUAGAAUCUAUCAUCCGCGAGCAGAGGUUGGAAACUGCCUGGCUACAGGCUGCAGAAAAAGGCACACCAGGAUCACUGAGUCGCUUGAAACCUGAGAAGAAUCAGGUGCUGCCUCAAGAAGAUUGUCAACAGAAUCAAAUGGAAUCUGCAAGUUCAAUGGCUUUAUCGUCUCAGCAUUGGGAACAUGAACUAAAUGAUGAACUCAAAGUUUUGAAGAUGGAAGAGCGGAGGGUGCUUCAUAAGGACCAGAUUGGUAAAAGGGCUGAUCAUUAUCCAAUAUCUCCAAGCUUGUUGCAUGGCAGCAACUUUGUAGGCAAUCUAAACAAAGAAAGCCUGGGAUAUGAAUCAAGUUCAGCGGGUGGAGGUUGCAGCGGGCUUUUCUGUUGGAAUGCCAACAAAUCUCACAAGGUUAAUGGAACCCCUGUUCGGUAUAGAGGCAAAGGCGGACGAUUUUCCUUGUUUGGGGAGUGUGGAAAGCAUAAGAAAACAGAGAACAGGAUUAAAAGAUAAAAAAAGGAAGUCAGCAAAUACAAAGAGUUGGAUUUUUAGUUACAAUGUCAGUCACUUCACAUAUAUAAUUCUUUUUCUGUAUUUAAUCUUCAGGUGAAGCUAUUUCUUGAAAGAUGCAGCUAUGAGGAAAAUGUUUUAUGUAAAGGUUUUCUUGCUGUUGAACUUUGGAAUUUAGUUCAUCAACAGCUUUUUAUUUAUUUAUUUUCCUCAAAUCUUGUCAAUAAAAAAGAACUGUGAGAAAACUUGCAGGAACUCCUGGUAUUUA